AUGGGCACAAAUAUUAAAAGACUGGAACAGAUCCACAGGGAACGAUCACUUGGUAAGAUAAACACAAUUUUAGCAGAUGAGCUCACCUGCCCCAUGUGCCGUGACCUCUUCAACAAGGCCCACCUGCUGCCCUGUGGCCACAGCUUCUGCCCCGCCUGCGUGCGGGAGGCCUGGGCCCCCAGGGGCGUGGGGCAGGAGGGCAGGAAGGGCCGCUUCACCUGCCUGCAGUGCCAGGAGGAGCUGCGCGUGGUCCUGUGCGACAGUUGCCCGCCCGGGGGCGAGAAGGCGCGGGCCGCCGCGGUCCAGACCUGCCUGCGCUGCGAGGUCUCCCUGUGUGCCCAGCACCUGCAGCCACACCUGGACUGCCCUGCCUUCAGCACACACCUGCUGGUGGAGCCGCUGGGAGACCUGUCCCGCCGGAGGUGUCCUCAGCACAAGGAGCUGUUCCGCUACUUCUGCAGCGAUGACAGCCUGUACCUGUGUGCUGACUGUAUCCUGGAAGGGGCUCAUCGGCACCAUCGUGUCAGGGCCCUGAAAAAAGUGGAGGAGGACUUCAAGUGUACAUUAAGAGGCCUUCUUCAGAAAGCACAGGAUAAAAUGAAAGCUGGUGAGAAGAUUCUCAAGGAACAUGAAAAAACAUUGAAUUCCUUGACUGAGUCUGUAGCGACGGAUAAGGCCCAGGCGGAGAGGCUGAGCUCCGGGCUCCAGCUGCAGGUGGACCGGCUGGUGACGGCGUUCACGGAGAGCACUCAUCACGAGAGGCAGGACGCCCUGCAGAGCUUGCAGGAGGACGGCGGCCACCUCAAGGCCAACCUCAGCCAAACCCAGGCCAUCUACCACUAUGUGACCGCGCUGCUGAACGAGAGAGACCCCUUCCUGCUUAUCUGGGCAUUACAGUGUGAUGACUCAAAACUGAUGAAUGACCUGAAUUCAGCAAUGUUCAGCCCGAGACCUGCAAACAUAGACCGCAAGCGCAUCCUCGAGUAUUUGGAGCACAAGUACCGCGAGUUCAUCACAGCCACCCUGCGCUGCCUGAGCGAACUCAAGAGAGAGCUGUUGAGCAGCCCUCUCAGCCUGGACCAAAACUCGGCCCAUCCUCUCCUGAGCAUCUCUGCGGACCUGCGGACGGCCGAGCGGGUCAAGAUCCGCAGGCAGCGGCCGGCCCACCUCGACCGCUUCGACCACUGGUCUCAGGUGUUGUCCUCGCAGGCCUUCUCGUCGGGAACGCACUACUGGGAGCUGGAGGCCGUGGGCUUCUGGGACAUAGCAGUGACCUACCCAAGCAUCGAGAGGAAAGGAAAACUGGGCACAGCCUUUGGCAAUAACAAGCAGCACGACCGGAAACUGGCGGCAUGGCACAACCGCCGGAAGAUCCGUCUCUCCCCACAGAUGACGGGUAACCGCGUGGCCCUGGCCCUGGACUACGAGGCGGGCACCAUCAUCUUCUCAGAGGUGGGACCUUCCUCCAGUCUGGCGCAUCUGCACACCUUCAGCACCACCUUCACCCAGCCCGUGUGCCUGGGCUUUGGCCUCUACAAGCCCGACCUCCACAGUCGCAUCUCCAUCGUCAGCAUGUCCCCAACCAAACAGACUCCUCCUCCAUGUCAGGACUCUGCACAAAGCAAGGGGUGCUCAGUCUAA
Molecule: messenger RNA, 1641 nt
Organism: Sardina pilchardus (European sardine)
Lineage: Eukaryota; Metazoa; Chordata; Actinopteri; Clupeiformes; Clupeidae
Product: E3 ubiquitin-protein ligase TRIM11-like
Exons: 9
Coding region: 1-1641 (546 amino acids)
Molecular function (GO): protein binding; zinc ion binding
Source: RefSeq, a predicted model, not a curated record